Molecule: messenger RNA, 3516 nt
Organism: Rotaria sp. Silwood2
Lineage: Eukaryota; Metazoa; Rotifera; Eurotatoria; Philodinida; Philodinidae
Source: the annotation of a GenBank genome assembly
AUGCCAUUGGGACGAUAUUCUAAUACAUCUGUUAUUAAUGAUGAUGAACAACCAAUUAGAGAAGUAAAUAUGACUAAUGAUAUUCAACAAUCAUUACCUGUUUAUAAUGAAGAACAAUUGAUAAAAAUGCUUGCUGAUAUACCUCAACAUAAACCAAUAACAUUAGCUGAAGCAAUAGCAUAUGAAUAUAUUGAUAUUGAAGAUCCUAAAUUAGGUCUAUCAAAUGAUACAAUUCAAUAUAUAAAACAUUUAUUUCAUCCUUUAUCUGAUCAAUCAAUAUCUAAUUUAAUUCGAGUUCAACGUUCCGGAGAAUAUUUAACCGAUAUUAAUCUUGCUGAAGCAAAUCCGUUUGAAAAAUUCAAUAUCACUGAACCAUAUAUUUAUCAAUUACAACAAUUAUUUGAACCAACAUUAGAUUUUAAUGAAAAACAAUUUCGUUUAUUAACAGAAACAAUAUUAAAUAAUAAAGAACAAUAUGAUCAAUUACAAUUUGAUAUAGCACGUACAUUAUUACCUAUAUAUGAUAUGAAAGAAUCAUCAACAAAUGAUUUUAGUCAAUCAGAUUCAGGUUAUUCAAUGACGACAGGAACACAUGAAAGUUUAGCAAGUAAAAUAAAAAUUGAAUUUGAACCAAUUAAUCAAGAUAUACCUACACCACCAAUACGUAGUGAUUUAUGUGAAGAUGAAAAAAUUGAUUUAGAUAAAGCAACACAAGAACAAUUAGAUAAAUAUGAACUUAAUCAGGAUUUAAUUCAAAUAAUUAAAUCAGAUUUUAAUGCAUCGGAUAAAACUAUUGGACAAGCAAUAUUAUCACGUGAAUUGCGUUUGGAUAGUACAGAUCCGAAUGAUAUAGCACGUUUACAUUCGUUAGGUAUUCAUAAAGAACAAGCAAGGAUCUUAACUGCCUUUUUCUUUCCAAAACAUACACGUACAAUUGCUUAUUCACCAGAACCCGGUCGUUUUGUUGAAGCUCAAACAACAUACAAUCCUAAUUAUCCAGGUUAUAAAACUGACACAACAAUAAUACAAAUUCAAGAAAAACAACUUUCAUCAGAUCAUCUUGCAAAACAAAGAAAUAUUCAUGAUGAUCGAACAUCUCCGAUUUUAUCUGAACAAAUAAUACAAUCAGAAAUAAUUGUUCCCGUUUCAUCAUCGGAAAUCGCUCCAAUAAUGAUUCCAAAAGAAAAACUAACAUCGGCACCACCAUCUUCAUCAUCGCCACCACCACCAUCACCACCACUACCACCACCACCACCAACAACAACAACAGCAGCAGCACCCAUAAAGAAACGUAAAUCAAGUGGUAGCGGUGGUUUAUUGGCUUGUUUUAAAAGUAAAAAACCUAAAGCAGGAACUGAACAACAAGGUCAAGCAACUAUUCAACCAACAACUAUUGUUAGUAGAGCAAAUAUUUCACAACAAUCAAGUAAACCUAUCGAAGAAAAACCCGUUAUUGAUUAUUCUGUUACACAAGAUGGUAAACGAAUUUAUAUCGAUGCGUUUCGAGCUCGACCUGGUCUUGAUAUGUCAUAUAAACCAAAUGAUUUUGAAAAUCGAUUCAUUCUACCUAUCGUAAAACCAGCAUCUGAAUAUGAACGACCAAUUACACCUGAAAUAGAACGAAUUACUCUUAAAUCUAAAAAUAUUGAACAUGAACCUAUGAUUCAUUUAGAACCACGUUCACCAGUUAUUGAACCAGUUGAUGUUCAACCUGAAAAAACACCAGUUAUUGUUCCAUUAACAAAAACUGAUGAAAUGACAAUUACAAAAAAACCAACUAUUGAUUUACACGGAGCAGCUAUUAAGUUACCAGAUAUUGAAUUAGUUCAACCAGGACCAUUACCAACAUUACCAAUUAAAAAAGACGAUGAAACAAAAAAAGUUAAAAAAUCAACUGGUGGUUUAUGUGCAUCAUGUUUUAGUACAAAAGCUAAAGAAAAAAAGAAACAAAAACAAACAAUUUCCGAAACUAUUAAAGCACCUAUUGAACAAAAGAAAAUUGUUCAACAAGAAAAAAAAGAAGAUUUAUCUUCAACCAUAAUUAUAACGACACAAAAUAUUGAACCACCAUCAUCAUCAUCAUCAACUGCAAUUAAUGAACCGAUUUUACCUAAAGUUAAUAUUGAUAUAUUUAAAGAACGAAAUUUUCAAAAGAGUGCCAAGAAUGUUCCUCAACCAGAACAGCGGUUAGAUGUAACAAAUGAAAGCAUAACUCCAAUUAUAGAAUCUCAUCAACAAUCAUCACCUAGUAAACCAUUACCAGCAUCAUUAGCAACAACAACCGCUACUACUAGCCAAUCACCAUUCAUAUCUUCAGCAAUAAAAGACUCAUCAGUGUUCUCUCAUGUUAAUAUUGAUAUAUUUAAAGAACGAAAUUUUCAAAAGAGUGCCGAGAAUGUUCCUCAACCAGAACAGCGGUUAGAUGUAACAAAUGAAAGCAUAACUCCAAUUAUAGAAUCUCAUCAACAAUCAUCACCUAGUGGAUCAUUACCACCAUCAUUUGCAACAACAACAGCUACUACUAGCCAAACACCAUUCAUAUCUUCAGCAAUAAAAGACUCAUCAGUGUUCUCUCAUGUUAAUAUUGAUACAUUUAAAGAACGAAAUUUUCAAAAGAGUGCCGAGAAUAUUCCUCAACCAGAACAGCGGUUAGAUGUAUUAAAUGAAAACAUAACUCCAAUUAUAGAAUCUUAUCAACAAUCAUCACCUAGUGAACCACUACUACCAUCAUUAGCAACAACAGCAGCUACUACUAGCCAAUCACCAUUCAUAUCUGCAGCAAUAAAAGACUCAUCGGUGUUCUCUCAAGUUAAUAUUGAUACAUUUAAGGAACGAACUUUUCCAAAACCUUCCGAGAAUCUUCCUAAACCAGAAGAGCAUUUAGAGGCAACAGAUGAAAACAUAGUGUCACUAGCUGAAGAAUCUCAUUAUGAAAUACCAACGAAUGAACCUGUACAACCAUCCAUGGUAGCAAUAAAAACGAUCGAAUCACCCACAAAAGAUUCGUCAAUUUUUUCUCAAGUCAAUAUUGAUGCAUUUAAAGAACGAACUUUUGAAAAGGGUUUCGAGAAUCUUCCUAAACCGGAAGAACGUCUAGAUAUAACAAAUGUAACAUUAACAUCAUCACUUGAAGAAUCUCAUUAUGAAUUACCAAAGAACGAGCCUAUCAAACCACAAAUACCGACUAGAACAACAUUUGAAUCAAUUCCCAAAGAUUCAUCGGUUUUCUCUCAAAUUAAUAUUGAUACAUUUAAAGAACGAACUUUUGAAAAGAGUCCCAAGAGCUUCCCGAAGCCAGAAGUAUAUUCAGAUAUAAUUGUUGAAAAAGUAAUCUCAACUGAAGAACCACAUUAUCAAUUGCCAUCUAGCGAGCCGGUGCCGCUUCCAAUAAUACCUAUAGAACACGAAUAUUCAACCGUUGAUCGUAAUAUGUAUGAUGUUCCUCGCACGAUUGAAUUUCAACAAACACCAUCAUCGGUUGAAACAAAAACAGAAAUAAAAGUAAGAAGUCAUUGA